Sceloporus undulatus (fence lizard) is the source of this 3124-nucleotide messenger RNA. RefSeq names its product polypeptide N-acetylgalactosaminyltransferase 3-like. The transcript is spliced from 4 exons. Gene Ontology annotation, cellular component: Golgi apparatus. The coding region runs from base 1508 to 2071 and encodes 187 amino acids. The record is from RefSeq and is a predicted model, not a curated record. Lineage: Eukaryota; Metazoa; Chordata; Lepidosauria; Squamata; Phrynosomatidae.
UUUAUUUAGAAUGACAAACCAAUGUUAAAUUGAUAACAUCUUGUUAAAGAUACUGUUAAAAAUGUUUGACAGUAAACUAGCAAUUCAGUAGAUUUUGUGGAAAAUGUUCUGAAGGUAUGGUACAAAUGUUCCUGAAUAAUUUAUAGAUGCAAGUGAAUCAAAUACUUUUAGCAUAUUAUUAAUGAAGUAUCGUGCAAUCAGCAAAAUAGGUUAAGAGCUGCAAAAAUGUUUCAAUAGAUGGAUGUUUGGGUGCUUUUGAUUAAACAGGGUAUUAUGUUCUGCCUAGGAAGGGAUGUCUUUAACCAAGCCUCUAGAAAUAGAGUUAUAGUCUUGGUUAAUAUGGGCUAGAUCCCCCCUCCCAAAAGCGAGUAGAAGGAAAAUAACUUCAAUAAAUAAAUCCUGCAUGAUUCUUCACACAGACCUCUGAUAGGUAGCUCUAAUAUCAGCUAUAUUGUACAAGAAAACAGCUUUUGGGAUUCAGUUUUUCCCCCAGUUGCACAGUUCUGUAAUGCAAGGUGUUAAAAAGCCCUUCCGUAGGCAGAACACACAUUCAGUAUGUUAAUCAGGCAUCCUUAUAUUCAAUCCAUUGGUUUGGGAAAUAAGCGAUACACUAGGGGAGAGCAAGAUAUGUGCUCAAGGUUUUACUAUAGUGCAUGCUACACUAAUUUUUUUAUUAUUGUCAUGAAAAUUAGAAUCUGAUUUGAAACAAAAGCCCCUUCCUUUUUUUGGGAAAAAAAAAACAAGUUGCAGAAAGCAUAUCUCACAUUAAAAUCUUUACUUUCUCUUUUGCACAGGAAAUAAGAUCCUGUAGUUCUGCAAUUUUGAGGCAAAAAUAGAAAGUUGAACACUUCUAAACCAUUUUGUGAAUUGCCAUAAUUUUCUUGCUGCAGCUUGCUACAUUAACAGAGCUCUUUAUCGAGCAGCAGUUAUUGAUUAUUUUUGUGUUAUGCAUAAAACUAGUAGGCAUUAUAUUAAAAAUGUUCUUUGUAAUGGCCGUUAUUAAAAUUCCUUUGUAUAAUCCAGUGAGGCUGGCUUGAUAUGGUAUGUUAAAUGAGCUGUAGGUCUUGUUAGCAAUGCCAGUCAUAGAGCAGAAGCCCUGUUGCUACCAUUGUGAGAUCUCUAGUGCUUUUCUCUGUACCACUAUAUAAACUACAUUAUGGGUUACUGUUUUCUGUGCAUGACCUUUAAUAGUUCCACUUCUAUAAACCCCCCCCCCCCAAAAAGAUUGUUCUCCACUGUUGACAUCACUGAAUACAUUAACAUCAGUAAAAUUAAAAAUUUAAUUUUUGUUUGUAAAAAUUUAACUUUGUAACUUUCAAGGGGGGGGCUAGAUUAUUAGUGUAAUGACUGUUUAUAUAUUUCAGUACCACAAAGAGUACUGCUGUGGGAUCUGUUGCAGAAAAAGGGGGUCUCCAAAGUCAAUUUUAGGUAUUAAUAAUAGCUAUUUCAUCAAAAUUAAUUUAUAGAUACCCCAGUUUCUGUUUCAAUAAAAGGUGAUGUUCUUACAAUGUACUAUUUCAUUUUGUCUUGUAAAAUUUAUUACUUAGCAUUGUUUCAACAGAAAACAUUUGGUGACCUCUCCAAAAGAUAUGAAUUAAGGGAACGGUUGCAAUGUAAAAACUUCACAUGGUAUCUUAGCAAUGUUUUUCCUGAAGCAUAUGUACCUGACCUGAAUCCUCCAUUAUCUGGAUUUCUCAAAAAUGUUGGAAGAAGAGCAUGUCUGGAUGCUGGUGAAAAUAAUCAAGGUGGCAAGCCAUUAAUUAUGUAUACUUGUCAUGGGCUUGGAGGAAACCAGUACUUUGAAUAUUCUGCACGUCAUGAAAUUAGACACAACAUCCAGAAGGAGUUAUGCCUACAUGCUUCUCAGGGAGCUGUACAACUUUAUGAGUGCAGCUACAAAGGAAAUAAAAGCAAAACUCCUGGAGAAGAAAAAUGGGAGAUCAGAGAGGGCCAGUUAUUGUACAACGCAGCAUUAAAGUUGUGCCUUACAGGAAACAGAGAACAUCCAAGUAUGGUAUCAUGUAAUCCCUCAGACCUCUUCCAAAAAUGGAUUUUUGGACAAAACACUUAAGCCCUGCUACUGAUAAUUAGAUAUUUUAUAAAUAGUAACAGCAUCUCCUUCAUUUAAUUUAACUUAAGUUAUGCAAGCCAGCUAAUUUGUAAAAUAUUUUAAAGCAUUUUUACCUGGCAACAAAUCCAAAGAAUACAUAGGUUUCUCAAAUGUUGGGAAAUGUUUAUAUAAUACUGGAAAUUGUAUUUCCAAUUUAAUGUUUUUUAAAAUAAAACUUCUGUCUUUAAAAUGUUGGAAUUCUCUAUGGUUUGGGGACAGUUUCUAAGUGCUUUAUAUGCAUAUAUACAAGUUAAUAAAUAUGGAGGAAUUUGUCAGUAAAGGUUAGGAUAUUUUUUUUCUUCUAUAGAAGCUGUAGAGUGUCUUAUGAUGUCUUUCAUCAUUUUAAACCAAUGAGUUGUCUUACAAAGCCCCUUUUUGUUGUAGAUGUUCAUAUAGACAGCUGAAUUUGGUUUAUCUUAGGAACAUCUAUUAAAUACAUCAGCUCCUUUGAAAGUAUAGGGUUUUUUCGCCACAUUUGAUUAAUGAAAAAGAUAUUCUUGAGCCCUUUACCAUACUAUUGCUCCUCAUAUACUACUAUUCUGGAGGUCCCCUAUUUCCUGUCAUUUUAUUAUGCUUUUGUUCAAUAUGUUUAUCAAUAUUGAACUUGGUUUUAGUUUCUAAGUCUGAUUACAAAAUUGUUAUAUAUUGGUAGGAAAAAUAUUUAUAAUUUUUCCUGAUGUUAUACAGCACUAGUUUAUUUGAUAAUUUUGAUGGAUUUUUUUCCUUUUUGUGUUUUGUACAUAUUUCAGAUUUCUAUAUUUGUAAUUAGUAUUUUUAUCUUGUAAAUGUUUUUAUGUAUAAAAUCAUUCAGAACAUGAAGCUACCAAAACAUGGUAAAAAAGUGUCUUUUACUACUUUAAUUCAAUUUAACAUGUUGGGUGUACAAAUAUGAUUUCUUCAUGCAAAGAAUUUUAGCAAAGUGUCUUGCUGGUUACAAAUAUUAUAAUCAAAUACCUUAAUUCAGAAUUGCUAUUCACUUUUUCUUUAUUUGUUUUUGUGAAUGAUUUAAAAAUG